Messenger RNA from Antechinus flavipes (yellow-footed antechinus), 6067 nucleotides. It is a transcript of the gene MMP14, whose product is annotated as matrix metallopeptidase 14. Gene Ontology annotation, cellular component: extracellular matrix. Gene Ontology annotation, molecular function: metalloendopeptidase activity; zinc ion binding. Gene Ontology annotation, biological process: extracellular matrix organization; collagen catabolic process; zymogen activation. The transcript is spliced from 10 exons. The coding region runs from base 2207 to 3949 and encodes 580 amino acids. Lineage: Eukaryota; Metazoa; Chordata; Mammalia; Dasyuromorphia; Dasyuridae. The record is from RefSeq and is a predicted model, not a curated record.
AAAACAUGAAUACCAGGGAGAGGGGAACACUGGGGUCAUUUAUCUAGUAGGGCAGUCAAUGCCCUUGUCUCUGGGAAGCAACACAGUACAUUGGAGAGAGAGAUGGAGGCCCAACCAAGUGGCUGGGGGACCUUCGUAAGUCAUUAAGCUCUAUGGGCCCCAACUUCUUCAUCUGCAUCUAAGGUCAUGGAUGAUCCUAUUAUCCCUGAUUCCACUUGCUGAACAAAAAAUGCCAAUCUCUUGCUACCUCAGGAUAAAGACUGGCCCAUAACCUGCAUUUUCAAAGGAACUCUACCAACUGAACACAGGAGCAAGGCUAGGAACCCAAGCCUUGCAGAAUCAAGACAACAUGCUCCCAUUAAGCAUUUAAUAAUAAAUACAAUUAGCUUUGGGGUUCAUAUCAUUCCCAUAAGCCACUGAUCCAAUCUGUCUAGGACUCUGUUAAUCUUGAAGUGUGGUGAGGCCAGAAUGAAGAGAAAGGAGUCAAAACACCUCCAUUUCUGGCUGUUGGGAAACAUACCAAAAGUUGACAAGAAAGGGAUGGGUAUCUGGGGAUAGAUACAAGGAAGGUAUAAAAGUGCUCAUUCCCUUUGACUACAGAAGACGCUUGAAAAAUUUGAACUGGACAAAUGCAAGUCUUAAAAUGAUGUUUGGAUAUUAGGAAGAAGUCUUGCCCUUGCAACUUGUUUCAGGAUCUUGGUAAGGAAAUGGCCCAGAAUGAGUAGAAGCCACCAUUGAAGCAGGCAGGUUUUCUCAUUUCCAUCGUGCCACAACUUUUAACAGAACUGGUUCUGGUCUCUUUUGUGAGCUGGAUUCUUCUUUCCCUACCCAGGAAUUCCCCUACCUGGCUAGCUAGCUGCUAAUCCUCCUUUCUUCCCUAGAUCCCUCCCAUUCUGCUCCCCUCCCUUCCUUUUUCCUCUCCCGCUGACCAAAUGCAAUUUUUGGCUCUUAGAUUUCGCUGAUUGUCAAUUUUGUCUCCCACUCUUUUCCUGCUUGCUUUUGUGCUGCCUCUCUAGAUCAGCUUCUUAUCAGGUUCCCCCUCCUUCCUUCCCACUCUGUCAGCUGGAUCUUCUCCCAAAUCUGUUCCUUUAAAAACCUAAUCCUUGAAGUGUUUAAUGUGUCAAUACAAACGUCUCUCUGCUUUCUGUUUCCUUAUUUUACCAAGCACCUUUUCAUUUUUCUACUAAGUCAUUGUAUUGAGCCCUGGUCCCAUUUCAGGUACUGAAAAAAAGCACCAGGUUUCCUCCACCCCUAAGAAAUACUUUCAGAUAAAGUCCCUAUAGAUUAGAUACUCCAACCUAAUUGGUUUUGUUUUUUUUUAAGGGCUGCUUCUAACAGGGUUUUACAAAAGAUGUUUUUUGUCAAAUUAUAUUCUGAUCCUAAGUAGUUACCCCAACGAUUACCUAUUUGUGAGGAUCAUGGGAUAAAAGAAAGCAAUGAAGGGACAAAGGUCUAUAAUUCAAAUUGUCUAGAUCUGUAUAAUGACCCUUAAUUGUUGCUGUGUCCUGCUCUUUCUCCUACCCCAAAUGUUGAACCUCUGGAUACUUAAUUCUAUCUAGCCCCCACCCCCAACCUGAACCUUCCCAGACUUCCCACUCCCUAGGGAAAAAGUCUAAAUACCAGAAGAACAAAGCCACCCUAAAUAUGCUUAUGAUGAGAAAACCUCCCACAUCCAGCCUCUAACCCCCCCUCCUCAUCCCUGUUUCUGACUGUGGGCUCAGCCCCUGCAGAUGGCAGCCUAUACCACAAAAAGGCAACUUAUUAUUUUUUUUUCCUGCUCUUUGCUGUAAUUGGAUUCAUACUAAAGCAACCACGUCCCCAUCAGAAAAGAAGGAGGGGGCAAGGGGAAGAGGCUGGGAGAAAAGGGAGGGACAAGAGUAGUAAGUGAGUGAGAGAGAGAGAGAGAAGAGGGCUCCAGAUCGCCGAGUAAGCAGAAAAAGAACAAAAAAAAAAAACAAAAAACAAAAAAAAAAAACAAACCCCAGGAAUCCGAAGGAAGAACCAGACAACCACUUCCACAGAACAAACCCCCCAACUCCAGCCUGCUCCUGCAACUGAAAUCCAAGGGGGAAACGAGACAGAACAAAGGAGCCCAGAGAGAGAAGAGACAGAGACACUAGGGGGUUGUGUGGGGGAUAGGGGGUGCACAAGACUCAAAGUACCAACAGAGAGAUUCCCAAAAGUUGCCCAGACUCGGGUGUGAACCAUGUUCUGUGGCCCUUGCCCCGACGGGAGCCUGCUUCUCUCUCUCCUCACUCUCAGCACAGCCCUCACCUCCCUCUGCUCCGCAGACAGCAACUUUAGCCCUGAAGCUUGGCUCCAGCAGUAUGGCUACCUCCCCCCGGGAGACCUCCGUACCCACACCCAGCGCUCUCCUCAGUCCCUCUCCACUGCUAUCGCCGCCAUGCAGAGGUUCUACGGGCUGCGUGUGACGGGCACUGCUGACGGAGACACCAUGAAGGCCAUGAAGCGCCCCAGAUGUGGUGUCCCCGACAAGUUUGGUGCAGAAAUCAAGGCCAACGUGCGGAGGAAGCGUUACGCCAUCCAAGGUCUAAAAUGGCAACACAAUGAGAUCACAUUUUGCAUCCAGAAUUACACGCCCAAAGUGGGUGAAUACAACACGUUCGAAGCCAUCCGAAAAGCCUUCAAGGUGUGGGAGGGGGCCACACCUCUGCGCUUCCGGGAGGUGCCCUAUUCCUACAUACAAGAAGGCCACGAGAAGCAAGCAGACAUCAUGAUCUUCUUCGCCGAGGGCUUUCACGGCGACAGCACUCCGUUUGACGGGGAAGGCGGCUUCUUGGCCCACGCGUACUUCCCUGGCCCCAACAUUGGAGGAGACACGCACUUCGAUUCAGCCGAGCCCUGGACAGUCCGAAACGAGGAUCUCAAUGGGAAUGACAUAUUCCUUGUGGCUGUACAUGAACUGGGCCAUGCACUGGGUCUGGAGCACUCCAAUGAUCCCUCAGCCAUCAUGGCCCCCUUCUACCAGUGGAUGGACACAGAGAACUUCGUCCUUCCUGAGGAUGACCGUCGAGGCAUCCAGCAACUCUAUGGGAGUAAGUUUGCAUCCCCCACCAAGACUCCUUCACAGCCCAGGACCACCUCCAGGCCCUCCGUCCCAGGCAAGCCCAAAAAUCCCAGCUAUGGACCGAACAUCUGCGAUGGGAACUUCGACACCGUGGCUGUGCUCCGGGGGGAAAUGUUUGUCUUCAAGGAGCGCUGGUUUUGGCGAGUGCGGAAUAACCAGGUGAUGGAUGGGUACCCGAUGCCCAUUGGUCAGUUCUGGAGGGGCCUGCCUGCUUCUAUCAACACGGCUUACGAAAGGAAAGAUGGCAAAUUUGUGUUCUUCAAAGGAGACAAACAUUGGGUAUUCGACGAGGCCUCCCUGGAGCCCGGCUACCCCAAGCACAUCAAGGAGCUGGGACGGGGCCUACCCACUGACAAGAUUGAUGCGGCCCUCUUCUGGAUGCCCAGUGGCAAGACCUACUUCUUCCGGGGAAACAAAUACUACAGAUUCAAUGAGGAGUUCAGAACAGUGGACAGCGAGUAUCCCAAAGAUAUCAAAGUCUGGGAAGGAAUCCCAGAAUCUCCCAGAGGAUCGUUCAUGGGCAGUGAUGAAGCUUUCACCUAUUUCUAUAAGGGGAACAAAUACUGGAAAUUCAAUAACCAGAAGCUGAAAGUGGAGCCAGGUUACCCUAAAUCAGCUCUUCGGGACUGGAUGGGCUGCCCCUCUGGGGGCCGUCCUGAUGAGACAGAGGAAGAGACUGAGGUGAUCAUCAUCGAGGUAGAUGAAGAGGGCAGCGGGUCUGUGAAUGCCGCCGCUGUGGUGCUUCCUGUGCUCCUGCUCCUCUGUGUCAUUGCUGUCGGCUUGGCUGUCUUCUUCUUCAAACGCCAUGGAACCCCCAAGAAGCUGCUCUACUGCCAGCGUUCCCUGCUGGACAAGGUCUGACCCCCCAACAAGCUGGGGGGCUGGCCACCCCUCCCCUGCCCACCCCCACCACACAGACUUUGCCUCUGGGGGCCAGGGGCUGCAGGUGUAGGGGGAGGGAUGGUCCCAUAUUUCCUCAUGGUCUCCUAGAUGCCCCACAACCCUCCUUCUGUCCUCUUUCACCCCCUAAUCCCAUUCCAUGUGCCCUCCCCCUCCCUCUACUCCCUUCACUUUAUCACUAUACAGGUCCCUAGGGUACUGGGCAGCAGUAGUAUCAUAGAGGUCCCCUAUCUCCCUCUGGGGAGCUCUCCUACUUGGUGCCAUCCCCUCCCCUGCUGGUCAUCCUGGGGGCUCUGCACUUGAAGGCUAGGACUCUCUGACCUCCCUGGUGAAGGUCAAAGUCUGGGUCACCUGCUCCUAUUCCUUUCCUGGACAUACCUUGCACCUCUGAACUUUAACCUCAGGAGGCUCUGCAUAUUUCCAGCCCCACAGACCCCAGGUCUGCCCAGUUGGCAGCCUCCCACCAACUUUUCUGGCUAAAAUGAACCUCAGCAAGGGAAGAAGAGAAGGCCCUGAGGGCUGAGAUAGUGGGGUUAUAUGGACAAGAUAUCUUAUUCCCAGGGUUGCCCAUCCCAAAACAUUGGGGUUGGAACAUAGACAAAGAAGCAGGGUGGCCAUUUUGCUUUCAGCAUUGCUAGGUCAAUCCAUCUCCCUCUCUAUGGGAAGUUUCUGUUUCUUUCCCACUCACCUGUUCACUCCAAGGAAUUUCUUUGCAAGGCAAAAAGCUUGAAUCAAUAAACUUAGUAGGGGAAAAAUCCUCAGCUGCCCCACUUACCGUCUCCCCAGCUCUGUCCCUGCUCAGUCGCCUUCCAAACCUUAACCUUGGAUUUGGGAAACCAAGGUUGGAAGAGCCAUAGGGUAGCUACUGAGGAUAGGGAUGGGACCAAGGAGAGAAGGCAGAGUCAUGGAAACUCAGGGGUGUAGCUAUAUAGAGAAAGAAGAGACUGGGAACAGGAUCAGCGGCCCAGUGACUGUUGUGGAGAGACUGUUAACAAUGGAAACCAGAACCACACGGAUGAGGAGUGGAGCUGGGGCUGGGACCCAGGGGCAGGGCUGGGGGAAGAGAGGAUCAGUAGUCUCAGAGAAGAUAAAGGUGGAAAAAAAUCAAACCAAAAGACCAAACUGGAGGGUGUAGCUGGUGCUAAGGGUAGGGGCUGGAACUGAGUAGUAAGGAGUUUUGUGAUGGGGAUGGGAGUGGGGGGCAUUUAUGAAGGCUAGAGAAAGGACCUAGGCUAGAGAGAAGAGAGACUAUUUUUUUAAAUUGGUCCUCACAAAUUUGCAUGUGAGCAGGACCCAGGACCCAGGGAGAGGGACCCAAGGAAAAGUAAGGGGAAUGAGGAAUAAUAGGGAGAAGGUGAUGGGAAAGCUCCUAGAGAUAAUAAGAAUGUCCUGAGCCUGGACAAUGGCCCACUAGGACAAUGGCCAGUGGAAUCUCUUGGCCUGAUUGCUGGGGUCCCAGGCUCUGACCCUAAAUGGUUGGGACAAAUCUUGGCCAUGGUGAGAAGAACUGAGCAGCCUCAACCCCCUGUGCUGUCAGGAGGGAGGGUUGGGACUUAGCUCUCAGCCCUGGGUGUUUCCCAAGGGACAUUAUCGCACCUUCACACCCAUGGUUCUUCUCACACCUUAUUCUUAGUAUUACCCCUCUUUGUCCUGGACCUCCCCUCCCCUUCCCUUUCCCCACCCAAUUUGUCCAUUUCCAAACUCCUUCAGCCACCAGAAGGUGGACAUGGUACUGGGGGACUUGGGAGAGGGAGGAACCCUGGGAGAGAGGGGAGAGAGGGAGAGGGAGAGGGUGGGGCACAUCAUGGGGAUGGGGUGAACGGUGCUGGCAAUUCGGCUAAAUUUCUGUUUCUUGUUUGUUUUUUUUAAUGUAUAUUUUAUUAUAAUUAUUAUAUGAUUCCAUUAAAAUAGUUCCUUUUUGUUAACAAAGGGUAUGGGAAAUGGAGGGUGGGGGUUGGGGGGAAGGAGGGAAUUAACCCCAGGAACCUGCAGGGCGGGUCUGGGUCAAUCCCCUCCGAGGAGAACAUUUUUUUAAAUCCUUCCGUGUUUUCACAAAGAAUAAAAAUGUUUCACAUUCUC